Boleophthalmus pectinirostris (great blue-spotted mudskipper) is the source of this 2417-nucleotide messenger RNA. RefSeq lists its product as uncharacterized. The record is from RefSeq and is a predicted model, not a curated record. Bases 190 to 1575 code for a protein of 461 amino acids. The transcript has 17 exons. NCBI's taxonomy places the organism in Eukaryota, Metazoa, Chordata, Actinopteri, Gobiiformes, Gobiidae.
CUUAUUAUUACUUAUUGUUAUUAACUUAAGUUAACAUGUUGUUUUGGGUGAAUAAAGAACAAAAGAAUCAAAGGAACAUGGUGAUUUAAAUAUGUGACCUGUGUUACAGUUAAUACUCCACAGACGUGUAAUACUCCCUGUAAUGACAGUAGUUCUAGCACUGGGGCAUCUGGGAUAUUUUAGAGCAAAAUGAGCAUUCUUCUAAAACUAUUACUUGCUCUACAUUGUAUUUGGCCUUUUUCACUUACAUUAUAUUUUACAUUUCAGGGAGACUUGGGAAUGGAAGGACCUCGUGGAGGAGUGGGAUCUCGAGGAGAAACGGGCGGAGCAGGAGACGCAGGAAGCUCAGGACCAAAGGGGCCCAAAGGUGUCAAGGGUUCUGAUGGAAACGAGGGAGAGCAGGGUCCACAGGGCAAAGAAGGACAAAAGGGUCAAAGUGGAGCUCCGGGGUUCAAAGGUGACAUCGGCGACAGAGGAUACAACGGGUAUCCAGGUGAACCCGGAGGUCGAGGGGAGACUGGGGAACAGGGCAGCAGGGGUAAUGAUGGAUUACCAGGCAGCGACGGAGACCCAGGAGAGGACGGCCCCAUUGGAGUCCCGGGGCUCAUGGGAGAGCCAGGACCCUUCGGACCAAAGGGAGCUAAAGGAGACCGUGGCGUGAGGGGACGAAGAGGAAGAGUUGGAGCUGUGGGCGAGGGAGGAGCUCCAGGAGACGCAGGAGUUCACGGAAAACCAGGCUCCAAAGGACUGCAGGGCUCAGUGGGGGCAAAAGGUGAAGUGGGACCUGAUGGAGAGAAGGGAGCUACCGGGAAGAAAGGAGUCAAAGGUGCCAAAGGACAAAAGGGAGGAAGAGGUGACCGUGGAGACAAAGGACAGCGCGGGCCUAAAGGAGCUGUUGGACCAGACGGAUCCGCAGGACCGGUCGGACCUCCAGGAAUCCCAGGGUCCAGAGGAAAGCGAGGGCCCAGCGGAGACUCAGGUUCAUCAGGCAAACCAGGGCCCAAGGGAGUCCUCGGAGCUCCGGGCCCUGGUUUGACAGACGAGCAGGUCCUCCAGCUCUGUCGGGGGGUGGUGGAGGCGCAGAUAUCCCAGUACGCUGCAUCGAUUCGGGCAAAGUGCUCUCAGGGCUGUCCCAUCAACAACCGCACACUGAUGGGGCCCCCAGGAGUCACUGGACCCCCGGGUAGCAUCGGCAAACAGGGUAAACCUGGUAAAGCUGGAGCCAAAGGAGCCAGAGGAGUUCAGGGCGACAGAGGACUGGAAGGAACGAAGGGAGCAGAUGGAGAGACAGGUCAAAAAGGAGCCAAAGGAGCAGCCGGUGAACCAGGAACAGGCCUCCCCGGACUAGACGGACCCCAGGGAGUCAGAGGUGACCCAGGCUAUGCAGCAGAGCCAAAGGAAGGUAUGGAGGGCCCCCGCGGUCCCAGAGGUCACCCAGGCCCGGUGGGUCUGAUCGGGGCCCUGGGAGUCACCGGAGUCCCUGGUUUCUGCGAGGCCCGAGACUGCACCAUCUACGCCCCAGUGAUGAGCAAGGAGCAGGGGCUGGUCAAGUCCCACACGGCUGCCAAGAUCUGACCCGGUUUACACUUAGACCAGGUUUAGACCAGGGUUAGACUUUAGACUGAGAUCAGACCAAGUUUAGACUGGGGUUAAAAUUGGUUUAGACCCGGUUCAGACCUGGUUUAGACCAGGGUUAGACCAGGUUUACACUGGGAUUAGAACUAGUUUAGACCGAGUUAAGACCAGGUUUAGAACUGGUUUCGAUAGAGUCCAAAUUUCAGACCGGGUUUUGACCAGGUUCAGAACUGGUUCAGAUCUGGUUGAGUCCUGAUGAAGUCCUGCUGUAGUUCUGGUUUAGAUGUGGAUUUUAGUCCUGGCUCUGUUCAUUUUAGACAUUUCUUUUUUGUUACUGGAUUACUGUAAAAUGUGUGGUUAUAAUUACUUGUAGACACUAUAAAUACUGUAUAUAACAACUGAAAGUUUGUCAGUUUCCAAAAUAUGACAAAACAUUUAGACUUACUGAUUUCAGAUGUUCUCUAGAGAGUUUAGUCCUUGUAUUUAGUUCUGUCCUAAAUCUAGUUUGGACCCAGUAUAGUCCUGGCAUAGACUUAGAUUAGUCGUGGUGUAGAAACCAUUUAAUUCUCAUGGGACCUGGUUUAGACCUGGUUUAGACUUGGUUUAGACCUGGGUUUAGACCUGGUUUAGACCUGGUUUAGACCUGGUGUAAACUUGGUUUAAACUUGGUUUGCUUAUGUUACAGAACUCUGGGAAACUCCACAGUUUGGGAGUAAAUAUUGUAACUGUCCACAAUACUUGGUACAGGAUCAAUUAUGAGAUCACAUUUGUUGGUUUUAGGCUUCAUGUUUUUUGUUGUUAAAUAAAGGAAAAAGAAUAAACAUUUGUAAAUAUUUUGUAAA